UUAAAUUCAGGUCAACUUCGAAUGAAUUGGUUGUCAAAAUUUAUUGUAAUUUCCUUUAUUCACAAUUUUUCAAAUUAUCGGGUACAACAAACUGAAACUAAAUUACCUUGCCAAAAAUGGUAGGCACCUUACAACUGAAGACAAAAUGCUAACAAGAGUCCUCCAAAAAGGCGCAAUGAGCUGUGUUGCCGCAAACAGUGGCGUCGCAUGCGUGAUACGCAAUCUCCGUCCCAGUUAUAGUUUUAAGCCAUGUGAGAUUCAAUAUAUCUCUGCCAGGCAACUGCAAAUCCGCAAAUAUCAUCGUGAGAAUACUCUGAAGGAGCAGAGGCGUAAAGUAAUACCGAAACUUGUGUAUUUGCACAAUCCAUGGAAAUAUCUGAUAACCAAGUUGAACAUGUGGAAGCUCAAAUGGGUUUGGGAUUACAAUUUCAGUGAAGCCGAAUUCAUCGAGGGCUCCAAGCAGGCAGCCAUUGUGAUGACGGACAUUAUACGACAACAGCGUGUGAACAAAAUUGGUGAAUUCACAACAGCCGUGGGUUUUCAACAGAUCACAAGGGAUAUGUUGUUAUCUCGCAACGAUUCACGAUUGCAAUUGGUGCGCUUCAAGAAGGAGCAUCUUCGUCGGGCGAUACCAAUGAAGGUAGCAACCCGUAAAAACUAUGGCCGCAAAUAUGUGUUUAUUGAUAUGUUGUUUGUUGGUCUGCGCAAUACGAAGGACUUUGAGUCGCCCAGAGAACUAGUGGAGAUCAACGAUGUCCUGCGGCGCAUGGAUACCGAACUGAAGACGCCAGUCGAGGUCAUUUCUGUGCCACAUCGCAUUAUCUUCGCCGAGAUCUUCAUACGAUUUCGACGGGACUACAGCCGAAUGGCGGCGCAAGCAGAAUGCGAAAAAUCCAAUCCAAGCAACUACCGCAACCGUAAUCAUCAUUCAGCUGCGCCGACAGAUAAGAUUAUUUCAAAUCAUCCAUCAAAUUUAACACUUGAGAAAGUUCUAUCACGUAUUAAUGAUCCUGACUGGUCGGUUUCCUUCUACAAAAUCUUAACAUUCGAUGUGCUCAAUUAUGAUCCGCAGCCCAAUAAUAGAUCAUAGAUUUCUUAAAUUUUCUGUAAAUCAAAAAUCACUCCAAUUUUUUAAUAAAACAUUUAAUAAAUGUAAACA
Messenger RNA from Drosophila nasuta, 1159 nucleotides. RefSeq lists its product as uncharacterized. Gene Ontology annotation, biological process: protein insertion into mitochondrial inner membrane from matrix. The record is from RefSeq and is a predicted model, not a curated record. Lineage: Eukaryota; Metazoa; Arthropoda; Insecta; Diptera; Drosophilidae. Gene Ontology annotation, molecular function: ribosome binding. Gene Ontology annotation, cellular component: mitochondrial inner membrane.